CGUUCAAGAUCCGGUUCCCCCGGCCCCGCCCCCGCCCGCACGGGCGCCCGCGGGAGAGUUGGCGGGAGGAGCGUCCGGCGGCAGCGUUUCGGGGGGUCAGGGUACACGGGUUCGGGGAGCGGGGCUUCCCCCCGGGGGAGGUCGGAGGUGCGUGGAGCCGAGCGGGGCUGGUCCCGUCCGCUGUCUGGGAGGCGGGCUCCGCCACCGGCCAGAGGAGCUGGAGCCGCGGGACGACAGCUGAGAUGGACACCUUCAGCACCAAGAACCUGGCCAUGCAGGCCCAGAAGAAACUCCUGAGCAAGAUGGCAUCCAAGGCGGUGGCAAGCGCCUUCAUCGAUGACACGAGCAGCGAGGUCCUCGAUGAACUCUACCGCGUCACCAAGGAGUUCACGCGGAAUCGCAAGGAAGCCCAGAAGAUUGUCAAGAACCUCAUCAAGAUCGUCAUGAAGCUGGGCGUCCUCUACCGGAACGGGCAGUUCCGCCCAGAGGAGCUGGCGCUCAUGGAGCGCCUCCGCAAGAAAGUACGCCACCUGGCCAUGACCGCCGUCAGCUUCCACCAGAUAGACUUCACCUUUGACCGGCGGGUCAUGGCCACGGGCCUGGCCGAGUGCCGCGACCUGCUCCACCAGGCCGUCAACACGCACCUCACGGGCAAGUCCCACGCCCGCAUCAACCACGUCUUCAACCACUUUGCGGACCCCGAGUUCCUGACUGCACUCUACGGCCCCACUGAGCCCUACCGCACCCACCUGCGGGGGAUCUGCGACGGCCUCAACAAAAUGUUGGAGGAUCACAGUCUAUGACCCCCACCCGUGUGAGGUGUGGUAUGGCGUGGUCUGGCAGCCAUCCUGCUUCUGUUCUCUCUCCUCUGUUCUCUCCCAGACCCGAUUUGGCCAGUCCUUCUCUUUUCCCACUCCUCAGGGUGGGGAACUGAACGUCCACCCCUCGCUUUUCCAGUGAACUCUGACAGUGGACGAGACCAGUACUGCUGGAUCCUUUGUUCUUGCAGGUUCACAGGAUGUCCAGAAAUGACAUGCGCCGCGCGUGGCGGGGGUUGGGGUGGGGGGGUUCUCAUGGAUUAAACUGUGCCGGCUGACUUCUAAGGAUCCUUGAGUCAGUGACAUCUUUCUAGCGGGAACCCCGGCCUCUUCGGAACAGGAUCCCCUUUGGCUGGCUCUAAUUUCAAGCAAAGCCACGGCAGGCUGAAAGCAGGCAAUAGACCUAAUGGAUCCAGUGAGAAAUUGAAGCCGAUGCCUGCAAGGGCUGGAACGUGAUGAGAGGGGGAAGGUGGGUCUGGGUCUUGACUAUCUUUAACCAGCCUGGCAUCCCAAAACACAAGGGGUCUAGAAUGCUGGUUGGAGGGGAGAUCCUUUACCAGUUGCACAGACGGGGGACCCUAUUUUCUGUUUUCCCCAUCUCAUCCUACCCCCCAGCCCACUUGGAUUUUUGGCCAGAGGGCCAGUUCUGGGGCCAGCCUGACUCCUUGGGGGGAGGUGACCCUUUCCUUUAUGACCCUGUUGCUCCUGAAAUAGGAGCCAGCCUCAAACCAGAUACCUGUGCCCCUUCAUUCUUGCAGAAGACCCUAAAUGGAGGGGGGCUGAGUAGAGCAGAUGUGUUGUCUUUGUUCCUUAGUAACUGCCCAGUCUGUCCUUGGUGUUCCACGAAUUUUAGAUUUUUAAUUAAAAGAAGAAACAAGCAGCACUCAAGCUAUUUUAAAUACACACCCUGUGGGCGAAUCCUUUUAAGCGGUGUGCGAUCCUGGCAAUGUCUGCCCCCCUCUUUGUUUUGGCACUUUCAACUGAAAUAAGAGCCAGGUCCCAGUGGAAAGAGAAAACUGCUGGGGCCUUUCCUGACUGGAAUUGAAUUCCCAAACCCCCGGCCUUGGCGGAGCCAGAGAUGGGAAUUAGAGGACUGGGAUCCAAGACUGGGGGAUGAUUUAAA
Molecule: messenger RNA, 1941 nt
Organism: Ornithorhynchus anatinus (platypus)
Lineage: Eukaryota; Metazoa; Chordata; Mammalia; Monotremata; Ornithorhynchidae
Gene: TNFAIP8L1
Product: TNF alpha induced protein 8 like 1
Exons: 2
Coding region: 243-803 (186 amino acids)
Biological process (GO): negative regulation of TOR signaling; regulation of apoptotic process
Cellular component (GO): cytoplasm
Source: RefSeq, a predicted model, not a curated record